Molecule: messenger RNA, 1769 nt
Organism: Microcebus murinus (gray mouse lemur)
Lineage: Eukaryota; Metazoa; Chordata; Mammalia; Primates; Cheirogaleidae
Gene: HAND1
Product: heart and neural crest derivatives expressed 1
Biological process (GO): regulation of transcription by RNA polymerase II; heart development
Molecular function (GO): RNA polymerase II transcription regulatory region sequence-specific DNA binding; protein dimerization activity; DNA-binding transcription factor activity, RNA polymerase II-specific
Source: RefSeq, a predicted model, not a curated record
UAAGCCAGAUCCCGAAGGGGAGUCUGCAGAAGGGUUAAACGGGUCUUGGGCAUCGGCGUCCUCGCCCGCGGCGGAAACUAGGAAGAAGGCGGUGGGGCUGCUGUUUCAUCUUGCCUUGCCCGGACUCCUCAAAGCCGGCGCUAGCAGUGCGCGGCCCCAGAGCAGGUGGCCCCCGGCAGUCUCUGGGGCGCAUGGAGCGGCAUUAAUAGGGCUGUUGGCACAGGCCAGGAGCCGCUCCAACAUGAACCUCGUGGGCAGCUACGCACACCAUCACCACCAUCACCACCCGCAUCCCGCGCACCCCAUGCUUCACGAGCCCUUCCUUUUCAGCCCGGCCUCGCGCUGUCACCAGGAGCGACCCUACUUCCAGAGCUGGCUGCUGAGCCCAGCUGACGCUGCCCCGGACUUCCCUGCCGGCGGGCCACCGCCCACAGCCGCCGCCGCGGCCGCCGCCGCCGCCUACGGUCCGGACGCCAGGCCUGGCCAGAGCCCGGGGCGGCUGGAGGCGCUCAGCGGCCGCCUGGGCCGGCGGAAAGGCUCGGGACCCAAGAAAGAGCGGAGACGCACAGAGAGCAUCAACAGCGCGUUCGCCGAGCUGCGUGAGUGCAUCCCCAACGUGCCGGCCGACACCAAACUCUCCAAGAUCAAAACUCUGCGCCUGGCCACUAGCUACAUAGCCUACCUGAUGGACGUGCUGGCCAAGGAUGCACAGGCCGGCGACCCCGAGGCCUUCAAGGCCGAACUCAAGAAGGCGGAUGGCGGCCGCGAGAGCAAGCGGAAAAGGGAGCUGCAGCAGCACGAAGGCUUUCCUCCUGCCCUGGGCCCAGGCGAGAAGAGGAUUAAGGGACGCACCGGCUGGCCGCAGCAAGUCUGGGCGCUGGAGUUAAACCAGUGAGCCGAGGCCGCGCCGAGGACCUGGCCGUGCACGGCCGGCCAACCCCGGGACCCGGAGAGGAGAGGAAGGGGCGAAAGCAAGCCAGGCUCUGGGUUUCCCGGGCUUGCGCGAGCGCAUCCCGCCGCCGCCGAGCCUCUGCUGAGCGCUGGCAGGUCGUCGGUUGCAACCACACAUUUGGAUCGCACGUGCAAUGUCAUUUGAAAUAGUUUUUCUAAUACAUUAAGAGAAAGAAAGAUAUAUAUAUAUAUAUCCACCUCUCUUAACCGAGGGCGGCUCUUGGCGACACGAUGCAAGAGGGAGGGACUAAUGAACCCAAGCGCGCAAAGACACACCCUUCCAACCCUUCUGGGGCGAAUUUCAACCCCGCAACGCCUUCCCCCUUCCGCUGUCUGGCUCUCUUUCUCUCUUGUCCCUCCCGUCGCUUCGUGUCAAAGCCUCCGACACCCCCGUUCUCUAAUAAAAUGCAAUAAGGAAUCAAUAGUGUUCUGCCCGGGAAAGAGAACCUAAAGCAGGAAGAUGAAGGGCUGCUCUUUGUUGUUGUUCUCCUUCAAAUAGUGCUGUUUUUUUUUUCCUUUUGUUGUUGCACUUCCUAUUUAGUUUCAAGGGAAACACUUUUUCUCUCUUUCUCUUCCUUUUUCUUCUUCUCUCCUCUUCCUUCCUUCUUUCCUUCCUUAAAAACUUAAUAAAAGCUUUUCCCUAUGUUGGAAAGUUUUUAUGUAUUUAAACUACCUACCAUGCCUGCUGUGCUCAGGUGUUUGUUUAUCCUCCCAUCCCCAUCCCUUUUCUACCUCAAAUCUAUAUGACCACUCACAGCCCUGUCCCUGUGCCAAAGCAGUAUCUGUGCUCUUGACUAAUAAAAAGUUUUCUGAAAUCA